CCUGGUUCAGUGCCGGGGCGACGUCGGCGAGGAGGAAUGCAAAUCCUGCAUCUCUAGGGCCACCUCCAAUACUGCCCUAACACGAAGGAUGCCAUCAUAUGGUUUGAAAAGUGCCAGCUGCGCUACUCCAACACCAACUUCUUUGGACUCCUCAACCUCAAUGAUUCCAAUAGUUGGUCUUGGGCAAACAGUACAGUGGAAUACCCGGAAGAAUUUUACGAUUCGUUGGGCAGUUUGCUGAAGAAUCUCACGUCUGCAGCGACAACAGAGCCUUCGAGGCUCAUGUUCGCAAGGGGCGAGACCGAGUACACAAUUCGACAGACGCUCUACGGGCUGGUACAGUGCACCAGGGACACCAGCCUCGCAGAUUGCAAGGACUGCCUGGAGACGGCCAUCUCCCAAAUCAACUCGACUACUUGCGGCGAUUCAAAAGGCUGUGAACUUCUCAAGGGAAGUUGCCGUGUGAGGUUUGAUACGAAUAGUUUUUAUAGUACCACAGACACAACAAGCCCAUCUCCUCCGCCCAGUUCGCCACCUCCAAAUUCAAGCCCUCCACCGAUUGGGUCGCAGAAAAGCGAGAGCAGAAAGCGUGUCUUUAUCAUAUUGGCCAUCUCUAUCUUGAUUGUGGCUCUCAUUGGUUGCACAAUUUGUGGCUUUUACUGGUGGAAAAGAAAUCGCUUUCUGCAAUUGCAGAGGAACGAAGAAGAGGACGCCUUGCAACAAACAGGUUGGUAGAAAAAGCAACAAAAUUGAGAGAGAGGGAGAGAGAGAAAGAG
Molecule: messenger RNA, 776 nt
Organism: Nymphaea colorata (pocket water lily)
Lineage: Eukaryota; Viridiplantae; Streptophyta; Magnoliopsida; Nymphaeales; Nymphaeaceae
Product: cysteine-rich receptor-like protein kinase 25
Exons: 2
Coding region: 283-735 (150 amino acids)
Source: RefSeq, a predicted model, not a curated record